Dendrobium catenatum is the source of this 881-nucleotide messenger RNA. RefSeq names its product (R)-specific enoyl-CoA hydratase. NCBI's taxonomy places the organism in Eukaryota, Viridiplantae, Streptophyta, Magnoliopsida, Asparagales, Orchidaceae. The coding region runs from base 115 to 645 and encodes 176 amino acids. The transcript is spliced from 3 exons. The record is from RefSeq and is a predicted model, not a curated record.
UCGGACCCGUCCGUUACCCGGGCAUGACAACCCUAAACCAACGAGCCAAAAGCAUUAAGUUGGUUCUACGCACUCCCGCCUCCCGUCGGGCAAAUCCCGUCGACGGGCCGCCAAAUGGGCAGCUUCUUGCUCCCCCGAAUGCAUGUCAACACUCUGAUCCGAAUUUUCCCUCGUCGUUGCACCGCCGCCGCUUAUUGCUUCUCUUCUUCUCUCGAGGCAGCACGGUCGCCGCUAAAGGUCGGCGAUGUUUUGCGCGAGACCCGGCGGUUCUCCGCCGGCGACGUUGCGGUGUACGCCGAGGUGAGCGGUGACCGAAAUCCGGUCCACCUCAGUCCCGACGUCGCCUUGCGCAUCGGCGGGUUCGAAAGAGGCAGCGUCGUCCAUGGCAUGCUCGUUGCGUCUCUUUUCCCAUCAGUCAUCUCCUCCAACUUUCCUGGAGCAAUUUAUGCCUCUCAAACUCUGCAAUUUAAGCUACCGGUCUACAUUGACGAUGAGGUGGUUGCUGAAGUGCAAGCUACAAACAUAAGGGAACAUAAGGAAAAAUACAUGGUGAAGUUCAGAACAAAAUGCUUCGGAAGUCAAGAAACUCUUCUUAUGGAUGGAGAAGCUAUGGCCAUUUUGCCUACUCUGAUACGUUCCCAAUAACAGUUUAUCUGACAGAAUUAUUGUUUGAUGAAGCACAUCAAAGGACUUCAUAUCAAAAGGAGCUUCAUAAUAUUUUCAUUAUCUCUGUGUUAGUUAUUGUUAUAAAUAUAUUAAUGAUUAGAUGUGAUCCAUCCAAGCUGGUAAGAUCAAUUCAAGGAUAUAAAUGAAGGAGCACAUGCCUAUAGUAUUUUCACAUUUCAAGGGGUGUUCUUUUUCAUGCCAAAAAUUAUGGACAA